UAGCGAAGGUUACAAUUGUUUCUGUAAGACAAAUUGCCUAACUUUGAGAAAAAAUGCACUCUGAAAGAGGGCACUCGGGUUCACUGUCUAUAUAUAAACUCAGGAGGAGCGCGGGAGCCCAGAAGCAGACAUGCAGCCAGUUACAGCCAAAUUUCCACAUAUCCACAGAACAUCAUUUUCCGUGGAGGAUAUCUUGGAUCCAACUAGGUUUACCAGGAAAUUAUCCUCGGCUGGGGAGGAAUCUGCUGCAGUAAAUCAUAAUCCUAAAGAGGAAGAUGGAACGAUGGAGCCACCCAGAAGUUAUAGCCCAAAGACAUCACCACCGCUGAAGGAAAAGAGCCGUCGGAUCCGCACCUCCUUCACGCUGGAGCAACUGCAGGUUCUGGAGCGCAGCUUCCAGAGAACCCACUACCUGUCGGUACUGGAGCGGCACACCAUCGCCGCGGCCCUCCGCCUGUCCGAGACUCAGGUCAAGAUCUGGUUCCAGAACAGGCGGACCAAGUGGAAGAAGGAGCGUCUGAUUGUCCCUCGGACGGAGGCGCAGGAGGAGCAGCGCGGCUUCAUACCAGCGUUUCUGUCCCAGCCUGCGGUCUCUGCGCCUCUCUCCUGCAGCCCCCUGUCCUGUCAGCCAGCCCCUCCACUUCGGCUGGUUCCGACGCUGCCUCUCAUGCCCUACCGAUACUAUUAUGCAUGAUGCGUAAAAGUCCACAGCGACUCAAAAAAAUCCUUUAGAACACGCAGCGCCGCUUGGUGGAACUGUUA
Girardinichthys multiradiatus is the source of this 762-nucleotide messenger RNA. It is a transcript of the gene pnx, whose product is annotated as posterior neuron-specific homeobox. Lineage: Eukaryota; Metazoa; Chordata; Actinopteri; Cyprinodontiformes; Goodeidae. Bases 131 to 694 code for a protein of 187 amino acids. The record is from RefSeq and is a predicted model, not a curated record. Gene Ontology annotation, molecular function: DNA binding; DNA-binding transcription factor activity, RNA polymerase II-specific. Gene Ontology annotation, biological process: regulation of DNA-templated transcription. The transcript has 2 exons.